Messenger RNA from Paramuricea clavata, 7392 nucleotides. The record is from the annotation of a GenBank genome assembly. Lineage: Eukaryota; Metazoa; Cnidaria; Anthozoa; Malacalcyonacea; Plexauridae.
AUGGUACAAAUAUUGCCGUACUAAAUUAUUGGAGAAUCAGUAAGGAGCACCAGAUCACCUCGUACUUAUCAUCCUUCCAUCAUAAAGGCAUGGUGUGACGUCACAACAGAUGGAGGAGGAUUCGUGCUGGUUGCAAAGAAAAAUGACCCUGUUACCUGGACUGUUCCAUCUUCAAAAGAAACUGUUGAUCCUCAUGGUAAACCACAUUGGUCAAGCACUUUUGGAAAAGUAGAAAUGUUAGACGUACGUUUUCAAAUAUCCACAACAUCAAAUUUUAAGGAUACAAAGGCACACUGGUGAGGUUUGAUUUUAAUUGUUUUUAUAGUUGAUGAAAUAUAAUGAAAAUAAAGUUUUAUCUAUAGCCAUUCAGCUAUAUUACUGUAUAUUACACUGUAAAGUAUAGGUAUAGAAAGCUUCUGCUGGUAUAGUCAUGUUCCACUCUUCUAUAGAGCUUUGAUUCGGUUUAGACGGUUUACAUUGCAUUGAUAAAAGUUUGGGUGUUGGUGGAAAAUUAACAAUUUGUGAUGUCUUUCGUCAAUAAGAUAAAAAAAGAUAUAUUUAUAGCAAGUCAAAAGCUAAGAGUAAUCAGCAACAUAAUUACAGUGUAUUUCGUUUAUAAUAUUUAUGCAAACACACCUGGAAGUCCAGCUUUAUUUAAAUACCAGCAUUCACUGUUCAAUUUCAUCAAAUAUUCAAGGAGUUUCAGAUUGGCAAAUAAACGUCCUCUUGGACAACUUCUUUUACGCAAUUCUGGUGGUUGUACAAAAGAUAAUCCUGGCAUUGGUGAUAUUGCAUUUGUUAAGGAUCUGCAGACUGGAAAAGUUGUCAACAAAAACUUUCGAUGUUCCAUAUUUAGUGGACACCUUUCAAGAUUAAUUGGAUGGGUACGUUUUCAAAACCUCAAUUAAAAAAAACUAACUUCGCACGAUAUGAUAUAAUAUAAAGCUUAAUAUUCAACUUAGCUAACAUUUAUUACAUAAUAUUUUUAACAAAACAUUUGUAAAUUGAAUCUCAACCGUAAGCCGUGUUUACACCACAAGUCUAGGACUGGUCAGGUUUGUGCCGCACUGAUUGGCUAACCAGUUUACUAUGUCAAUCAGCGUAAACUAGUUUAGACCAAAGCCUGGCAAAGACUUAUCGUUCCACUUUACCGACGAUAUCUGAGUCUCUGUUACUCAUAUUUUCGUUUAGGGGCAAAUGAACAAAUGCCUUCAACAACCGUGUUCUCCUGGCUUUGCAUAUUUUUAUGGAGUUAGAUUGGACGAUUCUGGCUCUUUUAGGUAAUAAAACUUGGAGAACCAAAUAUAUUGCUAUAGUGAGAGUAGGUCUUAGUUUGUGGUUGUUAGUCCGUAGGUCAUCAGCGACAGCCAUUACUAGGUUACGUAAUUCCAUGGUUCCAUGCUGAUUUGUGUUGUUAGUUCAAUUCUUGAACACAAUUAUGCUUCAUGUGCUGGCUGCCGAUAUGCCCCUACCACGUCGUUCAAACAAAACCGAACAGAAACAAUUUUAUUGCGACAUUUUUUGCCUAAGUUCUUCAAUUUGGUAGCAGAAAGUGCGGAAAUGCUAUUUCCGUGACUUAAUUUCUCACAUUUUCCUAGAGGAGCAUGCCCCAGGACCCCCUCCAGCUUUACUGGUGCCCUGGACAGAUUUCAGCCCUCCAACUAAAGAUAUCUUUCAACACCAAUUAUUCUAUAUCAGGGGUGGGACAUGAAUUUGUCUGCAAUGACAGGCUCUAGGUCACAACAAUUAAACCAUUGGUUUUUGAGUCGGUGAAAAAUACCACAAUCGACAAUGCAAAAUUACCCCCCCCCCCAAAAAAAAAAUAAAAUUAUCGGUUCUUAGGAUAUUUUCUUGCAAAUUUCACUCCACAUGUGUUUGAUUUGAAUGAGCAAGCUGAAGUUAUCGUUCGAAUAGAUAUCUCAGUACUCUAAAAGUAUACAAGAGAUGUUGGGUUCGUCACCACGCAAGAGUAAUUAUUAUAGAUUAAGAUUAAUAAACAGCUAUGGACCUCUAUUUAAUACCCUAUGGACAUUUAUACAAUUGCAGAACAGAUUAUAAUUCAACACCUUUUCUAUUUUAAGGGGGCCCAAGCCCCCAGUUCUUCUCAUUCCUACGCCAGUGCCAUAAAAUUAUAUCUAUUUUAAAAGUAUUACAAUAAAAAUACAUAUCUUCUUUAUUUCAAAUGUAAUAUAUUAAUAAACAUUUGAAAUAUGAACAUUUAUUAUUUUGAUCAAUGAAAAGUUUUAUAUCAAAAGACAUACUGGAACUAUAAAACAGCCUGUACAAAAACCUGCAUAUAAAAUGUGUUUGUAUUAAACAAUAUAAAACAUCAUCCGCCCCAUCCCCCUAAACAAUGAACGGUCCCUAAGUACAUGUUCAUUCUGAAUUGCAGUUACAGCGCUCACGGAAAUUCGAAAAGCUCUGGAAUUUUACAUAGUAGUACUGCAUUCAUCGGAUGUUCCCAUCAAAAAGUAAGUCAUCGCCAAUCCUAUAGUUAUGCAGACGAGCCAGGGGAUAAAAUGUUUGUGCAAUUAUAUCAAUGGAUCCGGAUUAUAUAAUGAUAUGUUAAAGUAUUGAUUAAAGUUUCAUAUUACGGUAUACUAGUUUUUCUCGAAACCGGCCUAUACUGGCAUGCAGUGGCAAUGCCAACUUUGGUGGUACCAUUAUUUUUUUAUGAUUCUUGCAUACGGAAUGCAGUGUUGUGUCGAAAAACGUCAAGCCACUUUAAAGGAACGUUCAGGCUUUGUGAAUAUAUAUGGGAAUUUAUAUGGAGUAUAUGUGGGCAUGUGUUUCACCGAGGCAUUUUUUCUGUGGUGUGUUAACUUUCCCAAAUCAUGUUUACUUUUUGUUUGUGUUAACGACAUGACUGAAAACAGCAUAUAAGCGGAGUGUAAUGUGUUUUAGUGUUGUGCGUGUUAUGGACCAAAAGGAGGGACGAAGAACUACUGUUUGACAGACUGCACGUCAAUCAACGGAGGAGUAGUGAAGAAAAAAGUCCAUGCAUGGAUAUGGAUUCGUUCUUCAAUUCCCAAACGAGCUUGGAGAAAAUGUAUUGAGUACACUGUCACCGACAAGAACGGGAAGAAAGAGACAUAUAGUGUAGACGAGGAGACAGGAACACGAAGAAAGGUACAAAGACGUACAAAAUACACCACCGCAAGACUAUAUGUGAAUAUAACGCUUUGAGACCUUAGAACUUUGAAGUAUUGUUUACUGAACCUUGACAGUUUUGAUUAUUUUUUACAGGGCAGUUGCGCAUACUCACAUGAUGUAAGAAAGAAUGGUGCGGUGAGUGAAAGAAUUGAAAAAUCAGAAAAGCGCAAACUCGCGGAGAAAGUUCACCUUAAUUGGGCCUUGGAAAUCCUACCCUGGGCGCAGAGGUUUUCUGGUGCCAGGCAAGUUGUCAGGCACGGUAGAACCUGAGUGCAGGAUACAGCUUCAGUGAAACAGUAAACCCCUUGCUCCGGGGUAAGGCAAGCCAAACAGUCAUGCACGUCUAUAUUGUAUAUAUUGCACUCUACUGCAUGAGAGAUAGUUCUGGAAACAAAUAUAGCUACUGUACAUGUCAUGUCAAAAUUGAAGUAUUAUUGAAAAACUACACAGUUCUAAAUGUUUCAAUAUUUGGCAGGUGUUGGUAGCUCCAAAUGAAAAGGCUGAAAGGAAAAUUCCCUCAGCUCCAGGUCUCUUACUUUACCGUCCAGAUAAAGAAAAACUGUUAAUUCAAGGAAAGAAAGAUUGGAAGGAAAUUGCAAUGGUGAAUGAGGUAAAGCAAUUUGUGCAGUAUUGUUUGACUGACAGGUGACUGCUGUCCUGCAAUGCAAUUUCUUCAUGAUCAAUGACAUUUUAUAAUAUACGUAUACUAAAUAUCAGGAUUUGGGGCAUCUCACCAAAAUAACUAAUUGUUGAAGGAAUUUGUAGAUGGAAAUUAAUUUGGAGUGGAAUUUUCCCAUAUAAUUAUAUAUAUUUAUUUAUUAGACCUAACCAGGAGCAGUUGCCCUAAAUCCUGAUAUUUACACAUUCACCGUACAUUGGCAUCACCUUAGUAUUUAUACUUGAACUGGCUUGAGGUUUAGGCUCAAUAACGGCGUCUCUCUGUAGCUCAGUUGUUUAGAGCGCUGCACCCGAAUCGCAGGGUCGCAGGUUCGAUUCCUGCCGAAGGCGGAUAGUUGUUCUUUUUGCAACUGCUCCUGGUUAGGUGUAACAAAUCAUUAGAAAUGUACAAAAAUUACACUCGAAAUUUCCAUGUACAAAACCCUAUAGCUAAUAUGUACUGCCUUUUUCUCCAGGUUAAAAGUCUUAAAAAAAGUGUUGACAGUGUUAAGAACGCGGUGAGAAAGGUAGAAAAUAAGAUCAGCAAAUUGAAUUCAUAUGUUUUUCAACGUCAAGAUAACAGUGAGUUAAAUAUUACAUUAUUUGGUAUGAAUGUAUUUUAGGAUAGCUGUUAUAUGACCUGAAACUUAUUCUUAGUUUGCAUGUUAUUCACACAGGUAUAACAAGUUGCAAACAUUUGAAAAACCUACGAUCUGGUUUAGUUAACGGAUAUUAUCGAAUUGGAGCAUUUUCGGUAAUUCCAUUUGUCAUAAAUCGUUAGAAACUUUGUCUAUUAUGUAAUUAAAUAAUUUCACGGAAAGUAUAAUGUACUCUUUGGAGACCAUUUCCUUUGAUUAAUACCUCAAUAAUUUGAGGAACUUCCUUUAAAAAGUUCCUAUAUAACAAUUAACAAAUAUUCGCAGAAGGCGAGGUGAUUAUCGGGGAAUAUUCACCGAGACGAUGUCGAGGUGAAUAUUCCCCGAUAAUCAUCGAGCCUGAGGGGAAUAAUUGUUUUAGUAUUUUUACACAAGUCUUUUGUGUCUUUUGGUAUUUUUAUUUUAAUUUCUUUAUCAUUAACUUCCACUAAACGGCUAGCCGCCAUUUUGCAAAUUUAUGUUUUGUUAUAUUCACUACCUCAUGACCAUUUUUUGAAAAGGGACCUUUCUGUGAGAUAAUAUAUUAGAGGGGGAUAGCAAUGACUGACGGCCACGUGUGUGGGCAACAUACCACGCAUGAAUGGGGGGUCUGGGGGUGUACUCCCCCAGAAAAGUUUUGAAAUUUGAAGCACGGAAGUGCCAUUUCCUGCAUUCUGAGCAUCCAAAUUUGCUCUAAAGUUUAUGCUAACUAUACUUGUAUUUGAAAUAAAAGAAGGGAAAAGUGCACAAAAAGUAAAAAAAAAUAUUAACCGUAAUUUAUCAUUACUUAUUAGAGGGGGAUACCAAUGGCCGAAGGACACGUGUGUGGGGGCAUAAUCCUCACGGAAAAUGUUUGAAAUUUGAAACCCGGAAAUGCUAUUUCCUGCAUUCUGAGCAUCCAAAAAAUAAAAAAAAUUAUUAACAAUAAUUUAUCAUUACUUAGUGGUAGAAAAACGCAACAAUUUAAAUCGAUUUUAUUAAACAAGGACAAAGGAUAAAGCCUAAAACUUACUUUCCGUUUAUCUAUUUGUUAUUCUUCGCUGGUAUAGGUGAAUAACAGCUUAAUACGUCAAAUUUGACCAAUCAACUUGUAGGAUUUGUUAUAUUCACUUGUGAAAAAAUACUAAUACAAAUUACUAUCCACUGAAGUUAAAAGGAUGUAAUAUCUGCAAACUGUCUAGACGUUCGCACUAAUUAAAGGGUUUGUAGAGUCUGUACUUUUUAGGAAGAAGAAAACUUCAUAUAGUGCAUAGUAAAUACAAUAAUGCAAAUUGUGGCGACUAGUUUUUUAAUCGGUGGCCGAAUUUCAGACGGCCAUUAUUCGUUGAUGUCAACGAGUGGUCGUCUGAAGUUCAAGCUCACCAAACGGUUCAUUGUCGCUUCCUUCAGCCGAAGCAAAAUUUCACAAAUGAGAAAAUAAAAAAUAUAUUGCCAUUUCCCUUUAAUGAUGCAACUUAAUAUUGUUAUACUGGUUAGUUUGGUUAUAAAUGAUUUCUUGUUUUGGUAAUUUUGAUUAUGUGUGCGUUCACUAUUGUUAAAGAAUCUAUUAAAAUUUGCAAUGUUCUUCGCUAAAAUAGACCUGACCUUUAAGUGUCAAAUUAUACGUACACGUUAACUUCAUAAUUACUUGUAUAUUUUAUUCCUUUUAGGCGUAUUGUGACAUAGUUAAUAAUGGUUGGACAUUGAUAGCUCGCUUUUCAAACAAUGAUUUGAAGAAUUGGAUACGUGAUGGCAAAAUGUGGUUUGAUAGAUCUUUCUCUUUCGGUUAUCCAACCAGUCCAACGCAUAACUGGGAUAUGAUUUCCGAAGCAUUCUGGAAAGUGAAAGGAAAUGAAUUUAAGAUUACACGAAGUGAUGAUUCCAGUCACACAGCUCUACUACAGACCACUUCCAAUUGUCUUCAAGGCAGAACAUUUAGAUCUAAGAUCACAAGUUAUGGAAACUUUCGUAACCGCGCAGUCUGGGCAAGUAACCAGUGUCGUGGAAGUUGUUCAGUUAGUUAUGCCGGUCAGUACAAAACUACAGCAGGUUUUGAAAGACACAGUUGUAGCAGCAACCUUCAGAGCAGGAACUACAUCGGGUUUUGGUGUGAUUGGUCUGGUGGUGAUGGUGCAGUGAUGAUGAUUGGUGGAGGAGGACGUAGUUGUGGCAGAGCAGAUCAUGGUAUUGGAAUAACAGAGGAAAAUGCGGCAAAAUUUGGUGGAGAUAGUAAUUAUGAUUUUGGUUAUGAAGCAAACAACACUCCUACCUCAGCGUAUUCGCUCAACCUGUGGGUUCGUUGAGACGCUUUUACAAUUAUGAAGUUACGACUACAGCAACCUAGAAUUACGUAGAAUGAGGUGUAGACUGGUGUAAUAGUUUAAAUACAGUAGUAAUUAGUAAGCUGGAGACUUCACGACAUUUAAUUAUAAUUAGUGACCUUGAUAUAAACCGUCGUCGUAUUUGAUUAGUUGAUAUAAAAUCAUAAAUUGAUGCAUAUCAUAUAACUGAGUCUCACAAUUUGAUGCAGAAUUUGCUACGGCCAAUUUUUGACAUUAAUGAGUAUUUAAUAAAAAUAAGUAAGACACUUUCGGGCUAGAAAAGGAAGCAAUAUGCAUGAAUUAGGGGGAAUUUUGAAUAUCUAUUCAGUGCGCUAUGUAAUUUUAACCCGAAAUUAGACUUUCCGUAAAGCCUGAAUUUCAUCAUCGGUUGUUACAAAAUAUCUGUCCUGUUAUUUCUUUUGCUGAGUUGGAUAAAAAAAUACCCUCAACUGAUGCGGAUAAUCCGAACCUCCUAAAAACAUGGUCACAGUGUAGAACUGUCGUGCGGAGGAGUAUCAUGCUAGAAUAUUACCAAGUGAUUGAGUUCUGACAAACAAUGCAAUUCUUCAUAAACCACAGUGUUUGUUUCCUCAGUUAUACUACAAAUAUUAUUUGAAAAGGCGUUAAAAUAAACUAAAAGUAGAUGG